Colletotrichum navitas is the source of this 951-nucleotide messenger RNA. RefSeq lists its product as uncharacterized. The transcript is spliced from 3 exons. NCBI's taxonomy places the organism in Eukaryota, Fungi, Ascomycota, Sordariomycetes, Glomerellales, Glomerellaceae. Bases 147 to 653 code for a protein of 168 amino acids. The record is from RefSeq and is a predicted model, not a curated record.
AGGCGACGUCGUCAACACUAGCAGCAACGGUCUUUACUCGCCGAGGACGGGCUCAACUUACCACUUCAUCAACUUUCGUAAAACCUUUUGUUUUGUUUUGUUUUAACAACCACAACCUUUGCCGCCCCCUUGAAAAAAACGCCAAUAUGAAGACCUACGCUGUUGUUCUCUCCCUCGCGGCCUUGGCGGCCGCCCAGACGACGGGAGGAGGUGCCAGUCCCGUCCCUGCCCCGGUCCCGUCGCCCAAUGACACCCCCGCCUGCGCCGAGGCCAAGAUCCUCGCUGGUGGCAUCGCCCUCAACAUCCUGGUCCAGCAGCAGGAGGUUAACAGUCUCAAUGCUGUCAUGCAGGCGCUCCAGGCAAACCCGGUCAACAUGCAGCAGUUCCAGACCGCCAAGUCGAACCUCUUGGCCUUCGUUAGCGACGGCAUCCAGAUCCGCCAGUCGAACCAGCUUAUUGCCCCUACCGGAAACGGCGCCACGGCAGGGCUUGCAGUCGUCGCCAAUGCUCAACUCAGCGAGCUCGAGAAGGCCUCCGGCCUCACCGGCAACCCCCAAACAGAUAAUCCCGUCACUCAGUCACUCAUGAGUGACUUCAACGGCGGCAUCAAGAAGAACAUGGAGAACCAACAAAAUGCUGUCCAGGGGUGCUAAAGGAAAUAAAGAAUACAAGAUACAUAAUUCUCAAGCUAAUGGAAGCGACAGCACGCGGGGUGCAGGGUUAAACAACGGCGUACAACGGCGUUCAACGGCUAUGUGUCCCAUUUCUUUCUGGACAUUGAAGCGCGGGGCAGGGCGGUAGAGUUUCUUCAGACGAAGUUGAUCCGCAACCGGAUCUUGGUCGGGACAGAGGGCCUACACAGGUUGCUCGAGACUGCAGUCGUUAGACUCUUGCCUAGUUUAUACUGUUCAACUGGAGGUAUCCUGUGAUAUGAAAAAUACUAAAUAGGUG